AAACUGCCCUGUGUACGCUUAUGAAACUGCCGUGCUGAAAAUAAAAACCGAGCAGAACAUCACACUGGACGCCGCUCGCAGAUUAAUCCAAACACCGAAUACUACCAGCUACGCAGAAGUAGUCAAAUAUCAUAACGAUACCUUCAACCAGCAGAAGAAAAAACAGCAGCCGAAAAAAAUCACCGCACCGACCGAACCGAUACAACAGAAGGACCAACAGCAACAACAACCCCAAAAAAGACUUCAUCACUCGACAGAACGCAACACUCCAGCUCCAGCAACAGUACACUUGACCGUUUCGCCGCCCCGCAAAAGAUUAACCCCUCAAGCUUCGCCCAUCGCCUCAGGUGACGAGGCUGAAGAUGACCCUCAACGUCUGUUGGGGUGCGGUCCAAACCCUGCUUGGACUUCGCAGUGGACUGUAUGGAGGGAAUUUUUCCGAUGGGGCAAACUUUGGGCUCCUAGUUGGGUUCCGUUUUCCGUGGGGGUUUUUGAGUUGUCCCUUGUGAUGAUAGCAAACUCUCCGGUGACGAACAUGUUAAAUCGCCGCGCAUUCUCGGAAGUGCUCUACGAUGCCCCGAGAACUUCCAAGCUCAAAGAAGACGCACGGCAGGUCGAGUUCGUCCGCAUUGGUCAGGCAUUAAAACUGGAAGCAAUCGUUCGAGGAGAUGCUCCGACCAGUUUGGCUUCAGCCGGAACAGUCUUCAAACGGCCUCCCUGGGAGCCACAAUGUUUCUAUCCCACUUUCCAACCUCGAAACGAUCUGGUCGGCGACAGUUGGGGCCCAGAUCAGCUCUUUCUGGCUUCCGACGAAGGUACAUAUCUGAUCAAGGAGGACCAAACGCACAAGAUUGUGUUUGACAAGACGCUGGCCGUCAAGCAGCUGAGUGUGGUGGAAGAUCAUGGAAUACUGUUGCUGAGAGGAGGAUCGACGUUGCAGAAAGAUGGGCACCGAGUGCAUGUGUUCAGGUUGAAUGAAUUUACCAGCGACAGGGUGGCAAUGAGAUCGAGGAUUGAUGUUAAGGAUCGUAGGAUUGAGAAGACGAGAGGUUGUCAUUUGUAUGCCAUAUCGAGGGCCGGAGAGGCUCACCUAAGGAUGGCCGUGAGCGUCGGCCGGAAGCUGAUGAUUUUCCAGUGGAAACACACUGCCGCCUGGACUUCCUGGUGUCCGAACAGUGACAAUGAUACGGUGGAGGGAUUCAUGUUCUUGAAGGAGAUCACACUGCACGAUGUGUCUACUAUCAUGACGAUUUUGGAGGGUUCCUGUCCGAAUUCGGGACUGCUGAUUUGUGUAGGAUUUAAAAAUAGCUUCGAGGUUGUGAGUGAACAAACAGGUCAUUCGACCAAACUGCAUGAAGCUGAUUUGCGAAAACUUCCGGCAGUUCACUUAGUAGCAGCAUUGGAUUUGUACGACGGGCAAGAUACGGAACUGCUACUGUGCUACAAUCAUACCUGUCACUUCCAGAAGCUCUCGGAAGAAACCGUCAACACAACAGAGUACGACUUCCAGUUCAACACCCCUCCAAGUUCGGUGGUUUGCGCUUUCCCAUACAUCAUUGCAUUUACACCGGACUCAAUGGAAAUUCGGCUCCUGGUCAAUGGUAAUCUGGUUCACACAGUCAUGAUGGCCGAACUUCAACUUAUAACCGCUAAGAAGGACAUCUAUUUUGUUACUACUGCGCCCGAAUUUAUACCCAAAGAUGCCAAACUACGAGGUCCCGAUUCCGAGGAUCACGAAAUGAACAAACCAAGAAUUGAGGAAAGCAAAGUAGCGGUGGAAGAAGAUAGCUCGGCUAGCCCUGGACGUAGUCGGUUAAGCUCAGACGAGGAUAAUAACGGCUCUCAGAGCACCGAAGGAGGUGAAAGCGGCUCAACUGAAGGCAAAGGAUCGGGCCUUCAGACUCCUCAGAUUCAGCGAGCUAAGUCUUUACAAAGUUCCAAGCCGGAAGCAGAGAAAUCAAAAGAAAGUUCCCUGGUGGUCGAUGAUCUGAAACGCUCAAUGUCCAAAAGUAAUUCGUACGGCGAAGCUGGUUCUUCGUUUUCCAUUCCAACCACAACGCAGAGCAAGAACUUAGCCAAACAUUUCGGUGCUCAGCCUCAACCGAACACCAAAAACUUGUGCAAACAUUUCGGUGAGCCAUCAGUCCCUCCGAAUUCCCCACAAAACAGCCAAAUUGUUAAAGGUAGCUCUCCGAGUUCACCGACUCGAAAAUCUUUCAUCAGACAGCCUACGCUGAAUCUAGGAAAAUCUCAACAAAACGAAGGAGACACUUCGCCCUCAAACGGUAGCUCAAACACAAAACCACUCCGUAUCUACCGAAUUCCUCUAACCAAUCUAACAGGGGCUCAUGUUCAAUCACAUCACUAUCACUAUCCAAACACCGAUAGAAGCAAGAAACCGAUGGCAAUCGCAACCAAAAUGCAACAACCAACAGCCAAGCCAAGUGAACCAAAAACUCUAGCCUCGUCCCAUGAAGAGGAAGACGAAACGGAAGAACAACCCGGGCGAAGCAGUUCCUGCGAGGAAGAUCUAGAAGCCCCAAAGAUGAGCAUCUUCGAGCAGAUCCAACAGGAUCUCCAAGAGCUAAACAUGAAGGACAAACUCGACCAGCAACAACAGCCAACGUCAGACGAGCUGCGAGAUUCCGUUCUCACACCGCUGUAAAAAGCUAGCUCUCCGUAGUCGUUGUCUUCGUCUUCGUCUCUUGCAAGCUCAACCUUCCAAACCAGGCGAGAAACCUUAUCUUAUACCAACUGAACAAAAAAAAAUUCUAAUAUCCCUCCAAUCUAUCGUAAACCAUCCACAAACAACACACAACUUAGGCGGUGUCGCUGGAUUGCUUCCGGAUUGAGUAGUGGACAAUUAUGUUAUCGACACAGGAAAGAACUGAUAGAGAUGAAAAGUUUAUUCGUAGAAAUCAUGUUAAGAGAAAUAAAAAGUGUAUAUGUCGAUCGGGAAACAGGUUUCAUGAAACAAAUUUUGGAAAUCCUGACAGUUGUUUAGAGACACUUUGCUUGGGUGAAGGGGUUUUAAUGUUGGUUUGGUGAUUUGUUCAUUGAAGUUUCUCAUAACACGGAUGUGACUUGUUACAUUUUGUUUGAAUGCUUCGGUUAGCUUUAUUGAACUUUUUUCCGGAGAGUUUUAAUGUUACAAACCAAAAUUGUUCAGAAUUCUUCUUUGUGCUUUAGAAAAUAUAUUUUGAACUUAUUUUUUUGUAAAUUUCCUAUGCACACUUCACUCCGAUCGAGUCGAAAAUAUCUUGAAAUUGAUGAAUUAAGAUGUGUUUCCUUCUUUUAAGUGCUUCUGCGCGUUAAUUUCUCGUGAAGAGCAUUCCCGUUUUCAGAACUACUGUAAAAUUCACUAGAUGGAGUUCAGAUCAGUUCCAAUUUUAGUAUAUGUCCAGCCGAAGUUAGGACUUCAGAUCAGUUCAACAGCACUUGUUUUUGGGACCUAAACUUCUGGAAGCAUAAUGCUCAUCGACUCAAUGAUGUUUGAAACUGUCUGGUGUAAUUUUUACUUGUUGGCUUUUCCCAUUUGAAUACAACAAAAUAAAUUAAAAAAUACUAACAGCAAGACAAAUUAAGGAAUUUCAUUUGUUUCGCUAAUUUUCCAUUUAUUUUCUUUGCGGAUGUGAAAAAAAAAUCAACUCUUAUUAAACUAAAUUUAAAUUGCUGCCUUAUGCCCGCCUUGAUGAAAAAUUUCAAUACAACUCUAAACUAAGUUCAUUUAGAAAUUGGAAAUUAAUAGAUGCCAAUAUCUCAAAAAGCAUUCGUUUGAUCGAAAUACGUUCUCUGAGGAAAAUGAAUGUUGUCUUAUUCAUGAAAAAAUUUGAAAAAAAUAUCUAUCGUUUCGUCGUUUAUCAGUUAGUAUAGAUCGUUGGUUGCGAAAAAUACAUGCAAGAUUACUCUUUUUAGGGUUUUGAAAACAGCGAAAACCAAUGUUUUCGUUUUGAAAAUUGUUGUUUUAUCUCCACAGCAGAAAAAUCUUGGCAUAUCAUUAUAUUUUAUACAAAACAACUAGCAAAUACCUACAUACUUUUAGAUUCUAGGGACCUUGCUACGAGCAGCUAUGUUAAAGGAUUCAAACGCUGGAAUUUGUUUGAAAUAAGGAUUUUCGUAAGUUUUGUCGCCUAUAGCCUAUAGUCUCAUAGCCUCGUUACCGGCUUAACAGCUUAUGAGCUCUGGAACUAAUGAAAAUUUGUUGUUUGAGGUUAGGGUUGAGUGAUUCAUAACUAGGCAAAACUUUCAAAAUGUCGGUUUUUUUUACAUUUCAGCGAUCUACAUUAGUUUUUCGCCAAUUAAAAAUUAAAAAUUCUGGUAUGAGACUUGACUUCCCUGAUGACCGUAGUUGUCGAUCAUGUUCUUCACCCCAAUGCUUGAUUUGAACUUUGUGGACAUUUUUGACAGUCUCUACAAACUUUUUCACCACUAACACACAGUGAAUAAUCAACGGUUUUGUCAGCUAUCAAUUUGAUUAUGAUGGAUUUCGAAGGUAACUGUUCAUUUUUUUUUCUUUUGCUCUGCUUAUUAUCUCAAAAAUAUCGUAAAUUAUAAAUUUUGAAAAAAUAGGGCGGAUAGUACUUUUAACAGGCAACAACAUACUGUCACAAUUUUGAAUGUACGAUUGCUAAUAAAUGAGCUAUCAGCAAAAGAAAAUGUCCCAUUUCGAGAAGAUUUAAGCUUUAGAUAUUUGAUUCCUUCGCUCUAUCUCGAAACCGGAAUGUCUUACGAGGAUCAAAUGUUCAAGAAAAAUGUGUUUAAUAGAACCUAUCAGCAAUGGUGUUAUCACAACAAAUUUUCAUAAAUUUCAUUUCUGAACACAUGAAAAAAUUAUGAAAUGAAGGAUUGAAUGAUAAAAAGGACUCAAUAAACUGUUUUUAUAUAAAUCUUAGAAAAUUGCGCCUUUAAACAUGCAAUGACUAUAGGGUAGAAGACAAACUUUUAGAAUCCUUUUUGUCUGACACUUACAAACUGUUAAAUGAGAACCAAUUAUCAAAAAUAGACAAAGGACCUUUUGUCUUUGGAUUUUUCUUGAUUUUUGCCAAGGGUUAGGGCUCAUUGAAUAAAGGAUCAAGUCUCCUUUAGUAAAGGAUCAAGUCUAACUUCACCUAAAAAAUAUCACAAAUUUUUCGUCUCACGAAAAUGCUUCUAGUUCAUCUAUGAGUUCAUGUUUUGUACUAACUUUAAAAAGUUGAAGUUAAUUGGAGUAUAUUACCUUGAAAUAAUACGCUGUCAAAAAUGCCAAAGACGGGGAGUUGCUUAAUUUUCCCUAUAAGAUAUUAUCAAAAUGGGUUUUUUGAUGUUCUGGACACAUGAAAUACUAGGUACUGAAAAAAAUUAUAUUCUUCCAAAAUUAACUCUAUGACUUUUUUUAAUGUUUUUAAAUUUUAUUGAAAAACUUGAACAGAUCUGUUUCGAAAAACAAUACGACCAUUAUUUUCACACAUUUUUUAUUAGGUUGUUCAUAUCACUUCAAAGAAAAGAAAAUUAUUUCUCUGUAACAAGAUAGUGGCCCCUGUAUCUUUUAUACAUAACUGAACAUAAUUACUCGUAAAACUAUUUCGAAGACUUCAAACCUAUAUCUUAGAAAAUUAGUUUCAAGAAAAGUUGCAUAUAUCUGUUAUCCGUUUUUUCGUGUUAUCCUUUCAGGGCAAAAAUUCAUAAAAUAACGUAUGGUUUUGAUGAAUUUUUAACAAAAAAAAUACCGCCAAACGGGGCAUUAUGCAACACUUUUCAACUUGAAUGGCUUCUCAAAACAUAAUGUUAAGUAAUGCUUGUUCAUCAAAAGUUUUAAGGUUGAUGCUACAUCAAUUUCACGUAGUCAGAAAAAUUAUUGGAUUUGCCAAUUAUUAUUAAACUUAUUAAAACAUGCGAUUUUCACACUACUAAGGAAAAUGUGUAAGUUGUAAGUGUUGUAAAAAACUUUGUAUUUCAUGAAAAAUCAAAUGAAAACGUUUGAAAAUGUAUAGUUUUUGAAAUAACUGAGAUGUCAAUACACAUAAAGCUCCAAUUUUAAUAAUAUUUGGUUUUGUUCGUUUUACAUCUUACAUUUUUUCUGUAAAAAAAUGUUUUUAAAGAAAAUGAAUAAGGGUGCUGCAUACAUUUGGGUGUAAAAAAUACUAUAAAAAAUGCUUCUGGUUGACAUUUAAAAAAAUGUGUUUGGAUGGAUGAAAUUUCGAAAUUAACGAACGCUUGAUGCAAAACAAUAAUAUUUCAGGAUAUAAAAACGGGAUUUGGACGAUGAAUCUUUGAUUAGCGUUUUGAUGCAUUUUUGGAAGGCUGGUAACUGAAUUAUAAAAAAAAAAUAUUUAAAAAAAAUUGGCGAUUUUCCGAUAAAUUUUUUACGCCAGCAGUGUUGGUAUAAGUUGAUAAAAAAUAUAUAGUUUAUCAAUAAUAUCAUUAAGCCAAUCCCUCAUACUGGGAAAAGUUUUUAACGGCAUCGAAAAAUGUAGAACUUUGUACAUCUAAUGCUCGAUUUUUUUAAAAAAUUUUAAGAGAACCAAAAUCUUUCAAAAAUCAUCUCACUUUGUAAGAAACUAUACCUUUAUCAUUUUUUAUCGUUAAAUGAUGCAUUUAUAACAGUAUAUAUAAAUCAAAUCAAUUUAAUAAAUGUUGUGGUAUACAAAUGUACAAUUUAGGGUAAAAUUGGAGAUCGUUGGAAUAGAAUAAUUUUCUGAUUUAAAAUCAGACUCUUUUUUUUGAAUGGAACUAGUUUUUUCUGCGUGUUUAGAAAGGUUUUUGAAAAAUCGUUUUAUUGUAGUUUAAAGUUAAUUUGUAUUAGAGUGCUUAAAUUUCUUUGACAUCUCUACUGGUUGAUGUACAAUUCGUCUUAAAAAUGAUGACCCAUGGAGCUUGACUGGUACGCUAACGACGGUCGAUUUCAACACGUUCACCGUGGUGUAAUUGUCUAAUGCGCAGCUAUACUGAAGCGGAGAUUGCGGGUUCAAGUCCUGUCGGUGAGCCGUUGUAUCUUUUCCGAGAAAUUCAUGAUAUUUAUGAUUUAUAUUCUUCCUUUAAAGCAAACCUGAGAGUUAUGUUGGGCAUUUGAUACAGCUCUUUGUUGGUAAGUCAGUUGCCUUCUGAGCCGAUGUCCGCGAGUUAGAGUCCAAUAGUAAACACCGAACAAAGUUGUACCGGAUAAGUUUAUCAAUAAUUGUACAUUAGACUUAAUAGUCAAUUGACUGAGUGGUGUUAUUUGAAUUUAUUAUUUAUCAAUGCCAAAAUACAUACCCCUGUUUACCAGCUAAUAAUUUUAUUGCC
Uranotaenia lowii is the source of this 7260-nucleotide messenger RNA. RefSeq lists its product as uncharacterized. The annotation marks the transcript as partial. The transcript has 4 exons. The record is from RefSeq and is a predicted model, not a curated record. Lineage: Eukaryota; Metazoa; Arthropoda; Insecta; Diptera; Culicidae.